GUAGAGAGAGAAGAAGAAGAGCCUUCAAAUCACCGUAAUCCACGUGCUAAAAUGCGCCACCAUGACAUUCUUUCUUGUCCUACGAAAGCACCUCCAACUCCCUCCCUUUUUUUCUUCCGCGCGCACACACUCUGUUCAGCCUUUCUUGUACUGUUUUCGUGUUCUCAUAGCAUUGUUCUGCUUUUUUCCCAUUUCUUAUUUUAAUAUUUAUGCACUCUUUUUAAAAACUUCCUCACAGUUAAAGCUGCAACGGAAUCACCCACAUACGGAAAAGUGUGUGCGCAGGAUAAGAGCUUGCACUCUUCCCCGUUUCAAACAAAUAAACACACCGAGAGAGAAAAAGAGAGAGAGAGAGAGAGAGAGAGAGGAGGCCUUUUAUCUUUGGUGUUGUUGAUUGGAGAGGGAAGGCAAUGGAGAGGAUCGGUGUCAUGAGUAUGUGGGGGUGUUCAUCGAAAGGUCGGUUUCUUUUGUAAGAUAAAAACAAGCACUCGAUUACAAUACAGAGAGAGGGCCACCCAUGCUUUGGUCCGCGUGCUUUGAUACAAACUGAUGGGUUUGUUUCUUUUCUUUCCAUUUCUCUUCCCUUAUUUGGUUGUGCCCCAAAGCCCCACCUCUUAAUUUGCAGACCCAUUCCGCAGUUUUUGUUCCUUGAUUUUUGGAUUCUUUGGGGGUGGGGGGCUCGGCUCUGCUUUCGUGCCCGAUUGGAUUGUUUGUUUUUCUCGGAGGAUCUCUAAUACUGAGACGAGGUUUGAUUGUAAUUUCCCAUCUUUCUGGAGGAAAAGUUAUGAAGGAGAGGUAAGCUGAAGAGCUAGGACUUAUUUUGGAUGAGAAAUGAGACUUUCCUUCUUGGGACUAAGGGGAAAGUUGGGGUUCUUGGUGUCUCAUUGAAGAUGUUUAUGGGGCACACAUGAUGGGUUGUGUUGAGGAGAAAGUCAAAGCUGGAGGGUUAAGUAGUGGGGCACGUACAAGUCUGCUCGAGGAGAUGAAGUUCUUGAAGGAAAUGCAGGAUCAGUCCGGAGCCAGGAAGGCUAUAAACUCCGAGUUAUGGCACGCUUGCGCCGGUCCCCUUGCUUCAUUGCCGCAGGUGGGGAGCCUGGUGUACUACUUUCCUCAAGGUCAUAGCGAGCAGGUAGCUGCUUCCACGAAACGGACAGUUACUUCACAAAUUCCCAAUUAUCCGAAUCUCCCUUCUCAGUUGAUGUGCCAAGUUCAAAAUGUCACAUUGCAUGCAGACAAAGAUACGGACGAAAUUUAUGCUCAAAUGAGUCUUCAACCUGUGACCUCUGAAAAAGAUGUAUUCCCUGUACCAGACUUUGGGUUGAAGCCCAGCAAACAUCCAAACGAGUUUUUCUGCAAAACGUUAACUGCAAGUGAUACAAGCACACAUGGUGGCUUCUCAGUACCGCGCAGAGCAGCAGAGAAGCUCUUUCCUCCGUUGGAUUAUACAAUGCAACCACCAACUCAAGAACUUGUUGUCCGCGAUUUGCAUGAUAACACCUGGACAUUUCGGCACAUAUACCGUGGACAACCGAAGCGACAUCUUCUCACAACUGGAUGGAGUUUGUUUGUUGGUGCUAAAAGGCUUAAAGCAGGUGAUGCUGUCCUUUUUAUCAGGGAUGAAAAGUCACAGCUACUGGUUGGCGUGAGGCGUGCCAACCGUCAGCAAACAACAUUACCAUCAUCUGUUCUAUCUGCUGAUAGCAUGCACAUUGGUGUCCUUGCUGCCGCAGCUCAUGCUGCAGCUGACCGCUGCCCAUUCACAAUUUUCUACAACCCAAGGGCAUGCCCUUCAGAAUUUGUCAUUCAUUUAGCUAGAUACCGCAAAUCUGUCUAUGGGACGCAACUGUCAGUUGGCAUGAGGUUUGGGAUGAUGUUUGAAACAGAGGAGUCGGGUAAGCGGAGGUAUAUGGGUACAAUAGUCGGUAUUAGUGACUUUGAUCCCCUGAGGUGGCCUGGUUCCAAGUGGAGAAAUCUUCAGGUGGAGUGGGAUGAGCCAGGGUGUUGCGAUAAACAGAAUAGGGUCAGUCCAUGGGAAGUAGAGACUCCUGAAAGUAUUUUCAUUUUCCCUUCUUUGACUUCUGGUCUCAAGCGACCGUUGCACUCCGGUUUUUUUGGAGCAGAAACUGAAUGGGGACAUUUGGUUAAAAGGCCCCCUGUCCAGGUUCCUGAAAAUGGAAACGGGAAUCUGCCAAACUCAAUAUCUAAUAUAUGCUCAGAAAAACUGAUCAACAUGUUACUGAAACCUCAGAUUAUUAACCAUCCUGGAAACUUUUUUUCUACUCAACAACAAGAAUAUGCUACUAGGGUAGAGCCCUUACAAGAUGUGAAGACCAUGCUGGGCACGAUGAACCAAAAGUCUCAGUCCAUCUCAUCAGAAGGUACAUCCCCUGUUCCCCCUCAGUCAUGCCUUGACCAACAAGAUGUCGUGAACUCAAAUUCAUCAUCGAAAGCAAUUGCACCAGGAAAAUUGAACCCUCUGCCGAAAUUUGAAAACCAAACACUGGCUGGAGCUAAUACAGAAAAGCCAAAUUUUGAGCCUGACAUUUCAGCAGAGGAGUUAAGCCAGGUGACAUCCACUGGCGAGUGCAAUGAGCAAAAGAUGGCUGCAGGACCUAUGAGUCUUCAAAACCCUGUAAACCAGCCAACAUUCUUUAACCAGAGCCAGGAAUCAAUACAAGCACAAACUAGUCUGUGGCCUAUGCAGCCACAAUUGGAAUCAUUGAUCUACCAUACCGAACAACUUGAUGUACCCCAAUCUGAUUCUUCUAAUCUAAAUGGCUUUCUUCCUUCCCCAGACCUUGAUGAAUGGAAAUUUUAUCCCUCAUGCCAACCUCUUAGUGGGAUGUUUAGAUCACCUGGACCUCUAUCUGUGUUUGGAUUGCAAGACCCUUCAACAUUGUUUCCUGAAGCAGUUAAUCCUUCUCUACCUUCAAUGGGACAGGAAAUUUGGGAUCAUCAACUUAAUAAUUUAAAUAGUUUAUCCCAAGCGGAGCAGCUCUCUUCUUUUUCACAACAAGACCCAUGUAACGUUAAUUGUACGUCUAAUUCAAUUGUUUUAAGAGAUAUGUCAGAUGAGAGCUACAACCAAAGUGGGAUUUACAGCUGCCCUAACAUUGAUGUAAAUAAUGGUGGAAGUGCUGUGGUAGAUCCUUCUGUUUCAAGCACCAUUGUGGAUGACCUAUGUAUGCUAAAGAGUACAGAUUUUCAGAAUCCUCCUGAUUAUUUGAUAGGCAACUUCAGUUCUGGUCAAGAUGUUCAAUCACAGAUUACCUCAGUGAGCCUAGGAGACUCUCAGGCUCUCUCACGUAAGGACUUACCUGACAACUCAGGAGGUACGUCCUCGAGCAACAUAGAUUUUGAUGAGGGCAGUCUUCUUCAGAAUAACUCAUGGCAGCAAGUAGUUCCGCCUGUGCGAACCUAUACAAAGGUCCAGAAAAAAGGAUCUGUUGGGAGGUCUAUUGAUGUCACUGGUUUUAAAAACUACAAUGAACUGUGUUCUGCAAUUGAGUGCAUGUUUGGACUCGAGGGGCUGCUCAAUGACCCAAGAGGUUCAGGGUGGAAGCUAGUAUAUGUAGAUUACGAGAAUGACGUUCUACUCGUAGGAGAUGAUCCUUGGGAGCAAUUUGUUCGAUGUGUCCGGUGCAUCAAAAUCUUAUCACCUUCAGAGGUUCAGAAGAUGAGUGAAGAGGGAAUGAAGCUUCUAAACAGUGCUGCAAUGCAAGGGGUCUAAGUAAGCAUGCUGGACAUUCACUUGACUGCAAUCAUCCUCGAGAUCACAUGAGUCUGAUUUGUGGGGAGAUCUCAGUUUCUGGCCAGGAACUGCAUGAGUUUAACUGGGUCUGGCACGCACCUCGAUCAGGCUAGUUGAUGUGGGUGAACGGUACUCUAUUACUUGCUUUUGCCUUUGUAAAGCUGCAAUGUGCUGUUUGACAUUUGAGUCGCAUUUGUUCGAACAUGAAAUUAGACGUGGAACCCUUUUUAGUGUAAUAGAGCUUAUGGUUGAUAGGGAAAGAUUAAUAAUUAAGGACAACGCUAGGGGGCCGCCCAGCGUGUCCUGCUCGGUGUGCUCCUAGUGUAUUUGAGA
This is a messenger RNA of Juglans microcarpa x Juglans regia, 4084 nucleotides long. RefSeq names its product auxin response factor 5. The record is from RefSeq and is a predicted model, not a curated record. Gene Ontology annotation, cellular component: nucleus. Gene Ontology annotation, molecular function: DNA binding; protein binding. Bases 908 to 3730 code for a protein of 940 amino acids. NCBI's taxonomy places the organism in Eukaryota, Viridiplantae, Streptophyta, Magnoliopsida, Fagales, Juglandaceae. Gene Ontology annotation, biological process: regulation of DNA-templated transcription; response to hormone. The transcript is spliced from 14 exons.